AUGGAUUUCCUUCUUAUUGGUCUCUGUUUAAACUGGCUGCUGAGGAAGCCCCCGGGGUUGAUAUUGUGUACGCUGGGUAUCUUUUCUAAAAUGCUUCCAGCCGUGAAUAGUGGGUGUCCACAGCUAUGUCGGUGUGAGGGCAGGCUUUUGUACUGUGAAUCACUGAAUCUUACAGAGAUGCCUCGCAACCUGUCGGGCAUGAUGGGCUUGUCUCUGCGGUACAACAGCCUUUCAGAGCUGCAUGAUGGACAGUUCACAGGGUUAAUGCAGCUCACGUGGCUCUAUCUGGAUCACAAUCACAUUUGCUCAGUGGAGGGGAAUGCCUUUCAAAAAUUGCGGCGAGUUAAAGAGCUCACCCUGAGUUCCAACAAAAUAACCCAACUGCCCAACACCACUUUCCGACCCAUGCCAAACUUGCGCAGUGUGGAUUUAUCAUACAACAACCUACAGUCUUUGGAGCCUGACCUGUUUCACGGGCUGAGAAAACUAACAACUUUGCACAUGCGGUCGAACGCCAUCAAGUUCGUGCCAGUGAGAAUUUUUCAGGACUGUCGCAGCCUGAAGUUUCUAGACAUAGGAUACAAUCAGUUAAAGAGCCUGGCUCGAAACUCUUUUGCAGGCUUGUUCAAACUCACUGAGCUGCACCUCGAGCACAAUGACUUGGUGAAGGUGAAUUUAGCCCAUUUUCCCAGGCUCAUCUCCCUGCACUCUCUCUGCUUGCGAAGGAAUAAAGUUACCAUCGUAGUAAACACUUUGGACUGGAUAUGGCAACUGGAAAAAAUGGAUCUCUCCGGCAACGAAAUCGAAUACAUCGAACCUCACGUUUUCGAAAGCGUACCUCACCUCAAAUCCCUGCAGCUGGACUCCAACCGGCUGACCUACAUCGACUCCCGAGUCCUCGACUCCUGGAAGUCCCUCACUAGCAUCAGCCUUUCUGCGAACGCCUGGGAUUGCAGCCGUAACGUUUGCGCCCUGGCCUCCUGGCUGAGCAACUUCAAGGGUCGCUACGACAGCAAUCUGCUCUGUGCCACCCCUGAGUACGCACAGGGCGAGGAUGUUUUGGACGCCGUCUACGCUUUUCACUUGUGUGAAGAUGCGGCGGACCCAACGAGCGUUAACACCCUCUCGCCGGUAACGAACAACAGCGACCAAACCUUCAGCUACGGCUCUGCCACCGCCACGUACGACGUGCAGGACAGCGAAGGGGACCGAACGACCUACGCCAUAACCAUGACCAUGCCUGGCGAGAACUCGGAGAACGCCGUUCAGAUUCACAAGGUGGUGACGGGGACCAUGGCACUGAUUUUUUCCUUCCUCAUCGUGGUUUUAGUGUUGUACGUCUCCUGGAAGUGCUUUCCAGCCAGCUUAAGGCAACUAAGACAGUGCUUUGUAACACAGCGCAGAAAGCAGAAGCAAAAACAGACCAUGCAUCAAAUGGCUGCCAUGUCAGCCCAGGAGUAUUACGUUGAUUACAAACCCAACCACAUUGAGGGAGCCCUGGUGAUCAUUAAUGAGUACGGAUCUUGUUCCUGUCACCAGCAGCCAGCGAGGGAAUGCGAGGUGUGAUUUUCCUUGGGGAUUUAAACAGUGUGCAACCAAAUAACAGCGUGCAGGCAGACAGUGGCGCGGGGGGGGGGGGUUGCUGUGCUUUGCUGGUGAUUUCUGACACGCUCCUCUGCCGAAAUUGUUAAGAGGGGCUGUCUAAAAGACUUGAUAUUUUAGCUUUAUCGUGUCUUAAAAAUCUUCAGGACAGUCAAUCUUAAGAUUUCAUAUGCUAAUACUCCCUUUGAAGAUCUGUCAAUAUUCAGGAAUCUGAGAGUGUAAAAAGGUACCAAUUAUUGAUCUUUUGUAAACUAAGAAAACUGUUUAAAAUAAAAAAAAAUAGCAUUUACAGUU
Fulmarus glacialis (Northern fulmar) is the source of this 1896-nucleotide messenger RNA. It is a transcript of the gene LRRTM1, whose product is annotated as leucine rich repeat transmembrane neuronal 1. The coding region runs from base 1 to 1566 and encodes 521 amino acids. The record is from RefSeq and is a predicted model, not a curated record. Lineage: Eukaryota; Metazoa; Chordata; Aves; Procellariiformes; Procellariidae. Gene Ontology annotation, molecular function: protein binding. The transcript has a single exon.